CAACCUUUCUCCAGAACAUCUUAGCCCAAGGAUGGAGUCAAAGACGUAGGCAUGGCGGAACAGUUACCUGAUGAUGGAGAUCCGCCUGGGGCGGACGGAGGGGAGAAGGGGCGGGAAAGUCCGCAACUAGCCAAAACUGAUAUUGAAGACGACCUUGACGUACAGCGUAUUUUCGCCGACGCUUUAACGUAUAAGGCUCCUUUGGAGGAUUUGGAAUUGAUUAUUAAAUGUGGCGGUCGUGUGAACGAUCCAGUCAAGCGAGGGUUACGUCCUUUGCAUUACGCUUCUUACGUCAAUUUCGCGUUCGGCGUCCAGUUUUUGAUAGACCAUGGAUGUGACGUCAACAUUCAUGAUGAUAUUGGCUACACCGCCUUGCAUCUGUGCGCCAGGCGGGGAAAUUACGAAACUAUGAAAUUGCUGAUUGAAAACAAAGCUCACGUGAAUUACUGCGAUGCUGGGGACGAAGUGCAAGAAAAACUCCGUUCCUUGGGCUACCUGUCGAUUGAGCCGCUAAACUUAGCCAUUGAGAAUAACCACGUCGAGUGUGCUAGGCUUCUGUUGGAGAAUGGCGCCAAAGCAGACCACAGUUAUUUCAUGGGCUCUGAAAUUAACUUGGUGCCCCUGGAAAACUUGGCGUGUCUCGAACUGCUGCUACAGCACGGUGCUAACCCUAACACCUUCAACAGGUGUGGCCACUCGCCAUUGAUGAAGGCUUGUAAAGAACAUCAGAUAGAGGCUGUUCGGAUUUUGCUGGCCAAUGGCGCCGACGUCAACCUGUUAUGUCCGAGUCGUUUUGACACCAAGACGGCGCUGCACUUCGCCGUGCAGUCAGGGAACAUCGUCAUCACCGACUUACUGCUGAAGAAUGGCGCCAAAACGCGACGGACGUCGACGUUCAAAUACACGCCAUUGCACUACGCCGUUCUAAAGGACCGCGUAGAGCUCUGCGAGAUUUUGCUGGAUCGCGGUGCUGAAGUCGACGAACCGACAGACGAAGGGUGCACGCCCCUGAUGCUGGCUUGUGCAAGUCCUAAUCUCAAAAACCGGAUGGACAUCGUGUUGACCCUGCUGUGGAGAGGGGCGGACCCAAAUGCUCAUUCUAGUGAGUAUAGCUAUUCGGCGCCCUGCCUCUCGCCAAUCACCGAAUAUCUCAUUAACGUCUCCGAAGAAGUCUCCUAUGAAGUCAUACAAACUCUCCUCAAAUACGGCGCCAGGGUCACGUUCAAACCGGCGUCCCGCAUCCUGCGCAUGCGCGAUCCUUUCGGGAUCCUGCAGUAUGUUUCGAAUCUGAUAACCAAGCCUGAUAUCCUCGAGCUGCUGUUGAACGCGGCUGUCUCCUUUGACGUCGCGGCCAUUGCAAGAUCACGUGGUGCAGUAGCGGAAGUCAAAGACCUUCUCAUGCUGCAUGCGUCUACACCUCGUCCUCUAAAGCACCUGAUUCGAUUAGAACUGCGCAUGAUUCUGGCACCCGAUCUCCCGAAUAAGAUUAGUCUUUUACCUUUACCGACCAUUCUCAAAUCCUACUUGCUGUUUGAUGUCCAGUGAGAAGCUGUUUUAUUAUCGCUGACUUCCAGCGUCUGAUCAUAUAACUGCGACGCAUGUGCAGUCCAAUUAAAACUGAACCUUACGAUCAAGAAUAAGAACACCAUCCCAACAACAACAACAAUAUCCUCCUGUCAUAUCGUGCUGCUCUUCACAGCUGAAAAAAUAACCGUAAAUACUUUCACGAUAGAUUGAUAUUUUACAAAUUUUUUUGUCGUCUGUUUACGAAUGCUUUCGUAAAUAGUAUAUUAAUUUGUGUUAAUUAAUGUGUUGACAGAAAGUCUGUUGUCUGAGUCACGCUAGAAUGUAUUCUGUUAUUAUAACAUAAUACUUACGAAAUUGUAUUUGUGGGCCUUGCACGAAUAACAUCGCGAAUACAUCUUUAUAUACAGCCUUCUUACAUUACAUUGUAAAUAUCCUUUAGAUUACCUUACACAAGAAACCGAAAAAAGACGUCCAGCGAUCAUCUUGAUUCUGAGCUCUUUGUCUUUUUCAGAAACACUUUAGCUCAAAACAUGGCUUACAUGACCAAGAAACUGUCUUGAGGCAAGGUUACCUUGACUUUUUAAAUAAUUUAUUCAUUUUUGUAUUUGAUCGCCGUUUAACGCCAUACUACAUCUGUAUUAACCUGUGUUAUCACCUGCGUGGUUAUAAUUACGUUACCUUAUAAGCUAUUAUGGUUGAGAGCUGCAAGUGAAUUUUGAGCGCUGCGAAUGUGAAGACAUUAUUCUUUAUGGGAAACUAUCGUUUCGAGGCCUCCGUUACCUAGGUCUUUAGAUUGCCAGCGCGACGCAAUGAUCCAAGAGCCCUCCCCAAAGCGAUCGCUGUGAGUUCAAGUCCAGCUCAUGCUGGCUUUCUCUCCGGCCAUGCGUGAGAAGGUCCUGCAGAAACCUGAGGAUUGUCGUGGAUUUCACCUGGGGUCUGCCCGGUUUCCUCCCAAUAUAAUGCUGACCACCGUCGUAUAGGUGAAAAAUUCUUGAGUAUGGCGUAAAAUACCAAUCAAAUAAAUAAAUAAAUAAACAAUCCUUUAUGUAUAUUUAUUAGACUAAUUUCUGUUUGGUUUGUGGGUGGAGGUAACCGAACUGGUGGGAUUUAAUAAUUUCCCACUACCUUAUAACCAUGUCCAGAUAUUUUACUGAUUAGAAAUAACAGUAAAUGUGAACCAUGUUGUAUUUUUUAUUCAUUUUCCCGAGGGGUUGUUGAUAUUUGUUUGAUGCAAAGAUUUACGUCCCCUUGAUUGAAUAAAGCUGGUGAACUCCGUUCGGAACUUCAAUACACCUGAACAGACUCGUGUUUCGGUUUCCCUAGCCAAAGCGUUUUCUCGAUCCAAAGGUUUUAGAUCAUGAAUAUAACAAUAUCUUGCUUCGAAAGUGAAAUACAUGUGCAUAUAUAAAUUGUAAAAUUAAUUGUUAAACUUUUUUAACAGAAAAAUGUGACAUCGAUGUGAUGAAACAAAAUGUACAAACAAAUUUGUCAAUCUGUGAUAUAAUGUAGAUAUAUAUGCAGAUACAAAUAAAGAGUCCAUGCUUAUUGCCUUGUGAUCU
Messenger RNA from Liolophura sinensis, 3086 nucleotides. Its product is annotated as ankyrin-1-like. The record is from RefSeq and is a predicted model, not a curated record. Lineage: Eukaryota; Metazoa; Mollusca; Polyplacophora; Chitonida; Chitonidae. Gene Ontology annotation, cellular component: nucleus. The transcript is spliced from 2 exons. Gene Ontology annotation, molecular function: protein binding; transcription cis-regulatory region binding. Gene Ontology annotation, biological process: intracellular signal transduction; positive regulation of transcription by RNA polymerase II. Bases 52 to 1545 code for a protein of 497 amino acids.